GACUCGAACUUGAUGCCAUGGCUUGCUGUGCGGGCUCGUGGCGGCGCCUUUCGGCUUCCGAUGGGGAGGACAGCGUUCCGGAAGCUCGGUCCCCUUUGUUGGUCCGUCAGGGCGCCCUUUGGAAGAACACAGUGGGCUUCUGGCUCCUGGGCCUUUGCAACAACUUUUCUUAUGUGGUGAUGCUCAGUGCUGCCCAUGACAUCCUCAGACACCAGAGGGCGCCUGGGAACCAGAGCCACGUAGACCCAGGCCCAACACUUGUCCCACACAAUGGCUCAUCUCGUUUUGACUGCAACACUGUCUCCACAGCUGCGGUGCUCCUUGCAGACAUCCUCCCCACCCUUCUCAUCAAAUUACUUGCUCCUUUUGGUCUUCAUUUGCUGCCCUACAGCCCCCGGGUUGUCGUCAGUGGAGUUUGUGCUGCUGGAAGCUUCCUCCUGGUUGCCUUUUCUCAUUCUGUGGCCAUCAGCCUGGGUGGUGUGGUCUUGGCCAGCAUCUCAUCAGGCCUGGGGGAGAUCACCUUCCUCUCGCUCACCUCCUUCUACCCCAGGGCUGUGAUCUCCUGGUGGUCCUCAGGGACUGGGGGAGCAGGGCUGCUGGGGGCACUGUCCUACCUGGGCCUCACCCAGGCUGGCCUCUCCCCUCAGCACACCCUGCUGUCCAUGCUGGGUAUCCCCGCCCUCCUGCUGGCCAGCUAUUUCUUACUGCUCACGUCUCCGGCAUCCCAAGACCCUGGAGAGGAAGAGGAGGCAGAGACGGCAGCUCGGCAGCCCCUGAUGAGCACUGAGGCCCAAGAACCAAAACCAGACUCCAGCUCAAGCCUCUCCCUUCAGGAAAGGUGGACAGUGUUUAAGGGCCUGCUGCCACACAUCAUCCCCUUGGUCCUGGUAUACUUCGCUGAGUAUUUCAUCAAUCAGGGACUGUUUGAGCUCAUCUUCUUCCGAGAUAUGUCCCUGAGUCAUGCUGAGCAGUACCGUUGGUACCAGAUGCUGUACCAGGCCGGUGUCUUUGCCUCUCGCUCUUCUCUCCGCUGCUUUCGCAUCCGCCAAACGUGGAUCCUGGCCUUAUUGCAGUGCCUUAACCUAGGAUUCCUGAUGGCAGAGAUGUGGUUUGGCUUCCUGCCAAGCAUCUACCUUGUCUUUCUGAUCAUUCUGUAUGAGGGACUGCUGGGAGGUGCAGCCUACGUGAACACCUUCCACAACAUUGCCCUGGAGACCAGUGAUAAGCACCGGGAAUUUGCCAUGACAGCUGCCUGUAUCUCCGACACCUUGGGAAUCUCCUUGUCAGGGGCUCUGGCCUUGCCUCUGCAUGACUUCCUCUGCCGCCUCUCCUAACACACUGGCUCCUUGGGACACCAGACACAUUGAC
Orycteropus afer afer is the source of this 1368-nucleotide messenger RNA. RefSeq names its product CLN3 lysosomal/endosomal transmembrane protein, battenin (gene CLN3). Lineage: Eukaryota; Metazoa; Chordata; Mammalia; Tubulidentata; Orycteropodidae. Gene Ontology annotation, cellular component: membrane; lysosome. The record is from RefSeq and is a predicted model, not a curated record. Gene Ontology annotation, biological process: lysosomal lumen acidification; lysosome organization.